AUGACGGCCUAUCUAUUGGUGGCCGAAUACCUUACCGCUCACCCUCGAAUUGGUGAAAUUCUUCUUUCUAGAUGCAAGCAUCUAUCUACUGCACGAAAGAAGCAUUCAAAAACGAAUGAAGAAUCUUCAGCACAAAACAGUCCCGGAGCUCUCGCUCUGCGUAAGAAGCUUGAGCAAGGCGGUGCCGAUGGAGAAAGAGCCGUUAACAUCCAACAAACAAAUGUUCUUUAUAAGACCAGGGUGGGCUAUUUACUAUCAUCAUCUCAACUCAAAAUCAAAAUCAAAACAAAAUUCCAAAUAGCCUGGCCGCCCUCGAAAUCAAGUCAACGACUCCGACUCAGCCCCAAAUUACUCCUACAAAUCCAGCAACUACCACCAAAUCACCGACCAGUGCCCGUGUUAGAAAUCUGGCAGCCAUCACUCCGCAAAUCAAAAUUAACAAGAGGUUUCGUGCACCCCCUCAAGCUGGGCACGAGGGAUAUAUACGCAACACUUCAUGAGCCGUAUAUCACCAAAAGUAAACAGCCACGGAAACAGGGUCAUUCUCACGACCAGUAUCCGCCAGAAAUCAGCCACUAUAAUGCCCGGAAAAGGGAUAUCAUUGCUGCAAUAUGCCAACCGCCCAGCAAUGACCAUCCCACAUCAGAAAUCCACUUCCGUGACGCACGAUGCAUUUGGCAGGCCAAUGCUAGCUCAACAGGACCUGAGCAAAGUAUACUGUGCUACAGAUUUAUUAUCAAGAAUGACGAAAAUAUGACGGACUCCGAGCAGUGCCAGAUGAUCCUCCAGUGGGAGAAACGGGGUCUCUCUACGAAUGGGAAUGGGACACCUCAGUUUCGAGAUAACGAACACUUCGUUCUUGUGGCAAUUGAUCGCAGGACGCGCCGUAAGAGUAGGAUUGCGAUUAUGAAUCGGGGCGGGUUUGAGAUUACUGUUCGGGAGAGACUGAUCUCGGAUCAUCCUCGCUCUUGUUUGGCGUUCCCGGAUCCUGUUUCUGUUGGUGGGGGGACUCUAGAUUCUUGUGUGGAUUUGGAGACUUGGUUGUAUACUCAUGUGUUGACGUUGGGUAUUUGGGUGGCUUCUCAGGAGGGGUGGCUGGCUUGA
Penicillium vulpinum is the source of this 1104-nucleotide messenger RNA. RefSeq lists its product as uncharacterized. The coding region runs from base 1 to 1104 and encodes 367 amino acids. The record is from RefSeq and is a predicted model, not a curated record. The transcript is spliced from 2 exons. NCBI's taxonomy places the organism in Eukaryota, Fungi, Ascomycota, Eurotiomycetes, Eurotiales, Aspergillaceae.